Molecule: messenger RNA, 1419 nt
Organism: Syngnathoides biaculeatus (alligator pipefish)
Lineage: Eukaryota; Metazoa; Chordata; Actinopteri; Syngnathiformes; Syngnathidae
Gene: hsdl2
Product: hydroxysteroid dehydrogenase like 2
Exons: 10
Coding region: 138-1388 (416 amino acids)
Cellular component (GO): mitochondrion
Source: RefSeq, a predicted model, not a curated record
GGCGAAAUGAACUUCCGCUUGCCGUAAGUGGGUGAAAGGUGAACGAAAACUUCAACCUGCGAGUCCGUCCUGAGUUGCCCCUUCUCCGUUGUGUUUGUAUAAUAUCUUGUUUUGUUCCCCUCCUCUGAGUGGUCGUCAUGCUUCCAAACAGCGGGAAGUUAGCGGGCCGCACGCUGUUCAUCACGGGCGCCAGCCGCGGCAUCGGCAAGGCCAUCGCCCUGAAAGCGGCCAGAGACGGCGCCAACGUGGUCAUCGCCGCCAAGACGGCGGAACCUCACCCCAAACUCCCCGGCACCAUCUACAGCGCCGCGCAGGAGGUGGAGGAUCUCGGCGGGAAAGCGUUGCCGUGCGUCGUCGACAUCCGAGACGAGAAGCAAGUGGAAGACGCCGUUCGGAAAGCUGUCGACAAGUUUGGAGGCAUCGACAUCUUGGUGAACAACGCCAGCGCCAUCAACCUGACGGGGACGCUGGAAACGCCCAUGAAGAAGGUGGACCUCAUGCUGGGAAUCAACCUGAGGGGAACCUACCUCACGUCCAAGUCGGUGAUCCCGCACCUGCUGAAGAGUUCGUCCCCUCACAUCCUCAACCUGUCCCCGCCCCUCAACCUCAACCCCGUCUGGUUCAAGAACCACACAGCGUACACCGUGGCCAAGUACGGCAUGUCCAUGUGCGUCCUGGGGAUGGCGGAAGAGUUCAGGGGUCAAAUCGCCGUCAACGCCCUCUGGCCGAGAACCGCCAUCCAGACGGCGGCCAUGGACAUGCUGGGCGGCGAGGGCGUGGCCAAGCAGUGUCGUACGCCGGACGUCGUGGCGGACGCCGCCUACGUGGUGCUGUCGCGGCCCAGAACCUUCACGGGUCACUUCCUGGUGGACGAGGACGUCCUGCGGGAGCACGGGGUCCGGGACAUGGAUGGCUACGCCGUCCGGCCGGGUCAUCCGCUUCUGCCGGACUUCUUCCUGGACGAAGCCCCCGAGGCGCUGGCCCGGCAGAUGGAGGAACACGGGGCGACGCCCGCCUUCAAGCCGCCGCCCUCGUCGGCCGCGCCCGCUUCCGGCGACCCGAUAGAAAGCACCUUCCGGGUGAUCCGGGGCGUCCUCAGCGAAGACCUGGUCAAGUCCACCAAGGCGCUCUACCAGUUUGACCUCUCCGGAGAACACGCCGGCGUUUGGUUCCUGGACUUGAAGAGCGGCUCGGGCGGCGCGGGGCGGGGACGACCGGACGCCGAGCCCGACGUGGUCAUGACCAUGGACUCGGCCGACUUCGGCAAAAUGUUUGCGGGCAAGCUGAAGCCGACGACGGCGUUCAUCUCGGGGAAGCUCCGCAUCAAGGGCGACGUGGCGCUCGCCAUCAAGCUGGAGAAGAUGAUGGCGAGCGCGUCCAAGCUGUGAUGUCGUCGCAUCAAUAAACAACUCUGAAAUA